UUAGGGGACAGCUCAUGAUGUUCAUACUGAUCCAUUAUGCACUUCUGCAUCUAGCAUUGGGUAGACUUCAGCAGUGGGAAUUUUAUUUUCUUGAUUAAAGAAUUCUCAUUUAUCCUUAAUCUUUUCACGGUGUGAAAACCUGAAGUCGGUAGAACAAGCAUUUUGGUACGAUGGAGUAAUAUGGAUGAGCUGGCUUAUUUAUUGGUUUAUUUAUUUGACAUGGCAGUGUAAUAAUGGAAUUGGAAGCUCAGGUAAUCAAAUUCAUAUCAGAUGACAGAUGACUUUGUCAAAAGUUAUAAUAUCAGUGGCCAACUAAACUGUGUUCAUUUUGUAAUUGAUUGAUUUUUGUUCAGUUUUUUUAACUUGAGCGACAGGGCAACGUUCAGUUGUCUGUCGACAACAAAUAGUAUUAGAAAGGGAUGGGAGUGGUCAAAAAGUCAAAGCUCUCCGCUUAUUGACGCGUUCGUGGCCUUUGAAGUUCAAUUUUUCCGCUUAUUGACGCGUUCGUAGACUUUGAGGUUCAAUUUUUUUUUUUUCCUUCCUGAACUCCGACGGUGACAGUCGAGACCUGAGCCCAUCCUUUCCUUUUUUCUUUGUUUCAGACAAACACAGACAGAGAGUCUCCAUGGAUUUUGAUCCUUGUAAGUUGGUGGCGUUGGCAGUGGCGGUGGCUUUGCUAAUUCAUUGUAAAGUAGAAGCUCAACAAACUUAUGUAAACAACAAGCAGCUGGCUUGCUACAACACUGCCUUCAAUUUCACUAAAGGAUAUGUGUGCAACGGUGUAAAAUCGUCAUGCCAAUCGUACCUGACCUUCCGAUCAGCCUCUCCCUACUAUACCACUCCUGUCUCCAUCGCCUACCUUUUGGGGGCCCCAGACUCCGCCACUCUUAUCGCUUCCCUUAACAACUUCUCCUCCGAUGUCGCUUCUAUCCCUCCCAACACUCAGGUCAUUGUUCCGGUCAACUGCUCCUGUUACGCCGGCCAGUACUACCAGCACAACGCCUCCUACACUAUCAAGUCCCAUUCGGAGACAUACUUCAGCAUCGCCAAUGAUACAUACCAAGGCCUCUCCACUUGCCAAGCCAUGAUGGCUCAGAAUCCUUACGGCGAUAGAAAUCUGUCGGUGGAUAUGCAUCUGGAAGUUCCUUUGAGGUGUGCUUGCCCCACUUCCAAGCAGACGGCUUUAGGGUUCAAAUACUUGCUCUCCUACAUGGUCACCUGGGGCAAUUCCAUUUCUUCCAUCGCUGAAUCAUUUGGCGUCGACCAACAGGCCGUCUUGGAUGCCAACAACCUUUCCUCCACCAGCAUCAUCUUCCCCUUCACGCCGAUUUUGGUUCCUUUGACCGCAGAACCAACUAAUAUCAAACUGCAGGCCACACCUUCUCCGGCCGCACCUUCUCCGCAGAUUCCCACAGUUCCUGUCGUUGGGGGAUCCAACUCUUCCAGCAACACCAAAUGGAUAUACGUGGGUGUUGGGCUAGGAGUCGCUUUGCUUAUUGUUUGUGGCGUGUUUGGAUUUUUGUUUUGGUACCGCAACCGCAAGCAUAAGUCUGGUGAUAAGGCCAAGCCUGUUACUAGUGUUUCCUCUUCAGAACCCAAUGAUUACAAGACGGUGGUACAAUCAGAUUACUCGGCGCUUCCAGAUAGCAAGUCAUGGUCUCUCUCUUCUCAAGGCAUUCAAUCAGCCAUCGAGUCCUUGACUGUCUACAAAUUCCACGAUUUACAAAUGGCCACGGCAUAUUUCAGCCAAGAUAACAGAAUAAAGGGCUCUGUUUAUAAAGGAUCAUUUAACGGAGAUGAUGCAGCGGUGAAGGUUAUGAAGGGAGAUGUUUCAAGUGAGAUCAACAUUUUAAAGAAGAUAAAUCAUUCCAACAUCAUCAGGCUCUCUGGUUUCUGCGUACAUAGUGGCAACACCUACCUUGUUUACGAGCUGGUGGAGAAUGGCGCUCUCAGCGAUUGUCUCUCCACUCUCACUUGGAAGCAGAGAGUUCAGGUUGCUUACGAUGUGGCUGAUGCCCUCAAUUACCUCCACAGCUACGCCGAUCCUCCCUAUAUCCUCAAGAACCUGAAGGCCAGUAACAUUCUCUUGGACGGCAGCUUGAGAGCCAAGAUUGCUAACUUCGGCAUGGCAAGAAUGCUUGAAAACGAAGGCCAAGGCGGUCUGCACCUCACAAGACAUGUUGUAGGAACGCAAGGAUAUAUGGCCCCUGAGUACGUGGAGAAUGGAGUGGUUACCCCUAAAUUAGAUAUUUUUGCAUUUGGUGUCGUGAUAUUGAUUCUCUUGUCUGGGAAGGAAGCUGCUAGCGACAAGGAGAUGCUCUCAGCAUCAAUAGACGUAGUGCUGGAAGGGGAGAAUGUGAGGGACAAAUUCAACAGAUUCAUGGAUCCUUCCCUUGGAAAUCACUAUCCCUUGGAUUUAGCCUUCUCUCUCGCCCACCUCGCUAAAAGCUGCGUUGCUUAUGAUAUCAAUGCUCGCCCUUCCAUGCCUCAAGUUUUCGUUGCUCUAUCCAAGAUUCUAUCUUCUUCUCUUGAUUGGGAUCCAUCCCUUGAAACCUCCUCUAGGUCUAUGACCAGUGGCAGGUAAACUGCUGCUCAACAAUAUUAGAAUUGUCCUUACUCAGGCGGAUGCUGCUAAAAUAAAGCCUAUGUUUUGCAUUUGUAAUAUAGCCUAUACAUGCAGGGUGUUUUUGUUAUAUGCUGGGAAUUCCAGUGUUCAAUUAAACAAUAACUUCUCUUCA
Messenger RNA from Jatropha curcas, 2738 nucleotides. It is a transcript of the gene LYK5, whose product is annotated as Protein kinase superfamily protein. Gene Ontology annotation, molecular function: ATP binding; protein kinase activity. Lineage: Eukaryota; Viridiplantae; Streptophyta; Magnoliopsida; Malpighiales; Euphorbiaceae. Gene Ontology annotation, biological process: protein phosphorylation. The record is from RefSeq and is a predicted model, not a curated record.